AAGGUGGCGCGUUGCGCUCAACGGUUCGUUCGUACGUCUGAGCUCCGAUCUGUGAUCGUCGUCUCCACAGAAAACAGCUGACAAUAUCGGUCAAGUUCAGCUCCUUUACAGAAACGUGCAUUGUUUAUUGAAUUCUUUUCGAAUUCACACGAAAUUCACAUUUCAACGGCAAUUUUAAAUAAAAGCAAAAGUGCAAAACCUAUAAAUUAAAUUAUAAAUACUCAAGAACUUGUCACGGUGCCAAAUAUUAUGCGCAGAUAAAGAUAAAAGGUGUGCUUUCUUUGCUUUGCCUUCCAUUUAAAAGAAUCAACAAGAAAAUUUACAUGUUUAUUUCAAAGGUCGCACAAUAUUUAGGAAAAAAAAAAAACAAUUCUAAUGCCCUUACUGGUGCUUAUGUAAAUUUAAAGGCUUGCAAAUUACAAUUCGUGAUUGCAAAUGAAUUUUCAAGAAAACAAUUUGCGCAGCAGCUUUAAAAAAAAAAUCGAUUAUAAGCUUUAAGCGAUUCUGCGAAAUAUCAAAACAAUAACAAUAAGUAAAUAAAGAUGAGCAACGCCGCAGCUGUGGAAUUGGCCGUUGCCCAUCGCAAGGAGCAGGCCAAUGUGGGCACAUUGCUGGGCCGGCGUUAUGCGGAUCUUUUGCAUGCAGAGAAGCACACGGACUGUGUGUUCCAUGUGUGCGAGCAACAGCUGAAGGGACACAAGUUAAUAUUAAGUGCAGCCAGUCCCGUCUUCGAGGCAAUGUUCUAUGGGCCACUUCAGGAGCUGGAGCCGGAGAUUGAGAUACAUGACAUUAGUGCGGCGAUCUUUAAGGUGCUCCUCGAAUACAUUUAUACGGGAAGUGUGGACUACGAGUGCCUGCAGCUGGAGGCAUCCAUAGAGCUGUACUAUGCCGCCGAGAAGUAUCUGCUGGAUCAACUCAUUGCCGAUUCCCUGCUGGCCAUAACGCGCAAGCUGCGCUUCUCCAAUGUCCUGCCCGCCCUGGAGCUAAGCGUGUGCAUGGGCCUGGACAGUUUGCUGGAUGUCUGCAUGUCAUUCUUCAUGCGCUGUUGUGUCAACAAUGAUCAGUACAUGAGCUAUCUGAAGGAUCACUACGUUCACGUAUCCAAGGAAUGUGUCAAGUCCAUUAUUGCCGCCUGUAAAGAACCACACAAGCUGCUCCUCUGGUAUGUGUACGAGUGGACGCAGCAGGAGUGCGAUGAUGCUGGUCUGGGAGACGCCUCCACCUGGCAGGUGGCUCCAUCAACAGAUAUAGUCCAUAAUCCCGCUCCUCCGCCUGCUACGCUCGUGGAACGCUGCUACUACAAGGCCUGCCGUCCUUUCACCGUCGACGCGGAGUCACAUGUGUGGCGACUGGGAUUGAAGUGCUCCCGUUUCAUCUCCGUUCUGGGGCUAGUGCUCAACAGUCGUCUAGCUCCUAACCUCACUUGCCACAUUGGACGCGUUCCGCAGGAGUAUCGCGAAUCAUUGCGCAUUGAUCUAUAUGCGGAUGGCGGGGAGCCCGUGUGGACGCAUCACGUCCAAAGUCAGACAACAAAGUACAAUUGCGAUCUGCAUCUGAGCUGGAGCCGAGAAAAGGCCUGUGUCCUCACCCCCGAGGUGCAGUACGUGCUGCAGCUGAGCUGGGAGAGCAGCGCCUUUGGCGCAGAGUACCCAUGCAGCCUGCAAUCCUGUCUGGUCGAUGGCAUCCGCUUCAUGGACGGCGACAGCUUCAGUGGGAGCCCCGUCAAGGGAUUGCGCUAUGUGAACUUAGUUUAGGCAUCUCUCUUUAGGUAAUUUAAUUCGUACUCACUCUGUAUUUAUUGCCUUAAGUUAUUGUACGAGCCUCAGAGUUCAAUAAACUGUGAAUUCCGAUGGAAAAAGAAUUCAUUAAUAAUAUACACACAAUUCCGGUUUGUAUCUCGUCAGCUGAUAAGUUUACUCACGUGCAAGCUGAUAAAUAAACGGAAUUUGCAGCUAAGUAUUUUCUGCUU
Messenger RNA from Drosophila innubila, 1969 nucleotides. Its product is annotated as BTB/POZ domain-containing protein 6-A. Gene Ontology annotation, biological process: proteasome-mediated ubiquitin-dependent protein catabolic process; regulation of proteolysis. The coding region runs from base 543 to 1754 and encodes 403 amino acids. Lineage: Eukaryota; Metazoa; Arthropoda; Insecta; Diptera; Drosophilidae. The record is from RefSeq and is a predicted model, not a curated record. Gene Ontology annotation, molecular function: ubiquitin protein ligase binding. The transcript has 2 exons. Gene Ontology annotation, cellular component: nucleus; cytoplasm.